This is a messenger RNA of Lolium rigidum, 631 nucleotides long. Its product is annotated as em protein CS41. Gene Ontology annotation, biological process: response to abscisic acid. The coding region runs from base 70 to 363 and encodes 97 amino acids. The record is from RefSeq and is a predicted model, not a curated record. Gene Ontology annotation, cellular component: cytosol. NCBI's taxonomy places the organism in Eukaryota, Viridiplantae, Streptophyta, Magnoliopsida, Poales, Poaceae. The transcript has 2 exons.
GUUGCAUUGCAUAGACUACUCAUACGUACGAACUCCACUCCAGUCAGUCCCAGUUAGUUUCAGGAAGCAAUGGCGUCCGGUCAGGAGAAGGGGAGGUCGGAGCUGGACAGCCUGGCCCGCGAGGGGCAGACCGUCGUCCCCGGCGGCACCGGCGGGAAGAGCUACGAGGCGCAGGAGAAACUGGCCGAGGGGCGCAGCCGCGGCGGGCAGACUCGGAAGGAGCAGAUCGGGGAGGAAGGGUACAGCGAGAUGGGGCGCAAGGGUGGCCUGAGCACCAACGACGAGUCCGGCGGCGAGCGCGCCGCCAAGGAGGGCAUCGACAUCGACGAGUCCAAGUACAAGACCAAGCCUCCGAUGUUUUAGUACCUAGUAGGUAGUACUAGCAAGCAAGCUGACCGCUGAUGUCUCUUCGUAGUUGGCUGUUAGCUGAUGUCUUCUGGUUGUGUCUGCUACUGAAUAUUGUCGGUCAGCUCCUGAAGUUGAGCACGCAUGUACCCGAUCAUACGUAGUGUGAUCAUGUGUGCUUUUUAGGUGUCCCUGUUCUGUCGUGACUAGUAAGUACUCCUGUCAGCUUACUGCUCAUCUGUAAUGUAGUGCGUCGGUGCUUAAUCAACAAUCUGAAUUUCUUCCA